AUGCCGGCAAAAACAUUGGAUAAUGUUAAGCCUUUGGGUGAAUUGAACCCUGAUUUUGUACUUUCUGUAAAGUAUACCGUUGAUGAAAAAGGUAUCCCAUUGGAAAAUUCUGAUGGAAAGUUUGCUACUUUAAUUAAAACUUUAAUAAAAGCUGGAUUUUAUAGUCAAGUUAGACCUGGUGAAGAUUCAACUUUAUUAGUAUUUAUCAAAUUAAAUGAUUCAACUUUAUUAAAAGCUUUAAAAUCUUUCCAUUUAAAAGAUUACUUGUAUGGUGUUAAUAAUUCAAUUGAUGAUGAUGAACAAAUUUUGGAAAAAUUAACAACUGCUGAAAAAUUACGUACUGGUUAUUCAAUCAUUACUGAUCCUGAAUUUGAAGGUGGUGCUGGUAUAACCGCUGGUUCAGGUCAAUGGGAAUUUGUUGAUAAAAUCAUUCCAUUACAUGAUUAUGAAUUGAAUAAAAAAUUAUUAGAUACUUGGUUGAAAAAACCAUUGAUUGAUGAAAAUGAUAUUGCAACUAUUAAAGAUAUUGCAGGUGAACGAGUUGCAUUAUAUUUUGGUUUUGUUAGAUUUUAUACCGUUUGGUUAGUUGUUCCUUCUGUUCUUGGAUUCUUAUCUUAUUUCUUCUUUAAGAGAUAUUCUGCUAUCUUCACAUUUUUGAAUUUGUUUUGGGCCAUUUUAUUUACAAAUUCAUGGAAAAAGAAGGAAAAUAUCUAUUCUAUUACUUGGAACACUAAGGAUUCUUCUUUAAUUGAACCUAAAAGAAGUGAAUUUGUUGGUGAAGUUGAAGAAUUGGAUAAUGUUACCGGUAUUAAAUCUCCAAAAUUCCCAUCCUACAAGAGAUCAUUAAGACAAUUGGCUUUUAUUCCAAUUGCUUUAACUUUUGCUUUAGUUUUGUUAUCUUAUCAAUUUGGUUGUUUCUUUAUUGAAAUCUUUUUAAAUGAAAUUUAUCAAGGUUCUGGUAAAAUCUUCCUAAGUUUAGUUCCAACUGUAUUAAUUGUUGCAUUUAUUCCAAUCAUUACCGCGGUUUAUACCAUUUUUGUUGAUAAAUUUGUUGCAUGGGAAAAUCAUGAAACUCAAACAACUCAUGAUCGUUCUGUUAUUCAAAAACAAUUUGUUUUGAACUUUUUGGCUUCAUAUGUUCCAUUAAUCAUUACAAGUUUUGUUUAUUUACCAUUUGGUCAUUUAGUUAAUCCAUAUUUAUCAUUUAUUUAUGGCUAUACCAAUAGAUAUAACAUUACUAUUAAUCAAUCCCAUUUUGAAAUCAAUAAAGACCGUUUAAAUCAACAAUUUGCUUAUUUUGCCGUUACAAAUCAAGUUGUUGGAUUCUUUGUGGAAAAUAUUGUUCCUGUUGUUAUUAGAAAAGUUACUGAACAUUUUAGAAAAUCAAAAGAACAAAAUGCUGCAGUUGCUUUAACUGAUUUACCUGAAGAAGCUGAAUUUUUGGAACAAGUUCGUAAACAAGUUACAUUACCUCCUUUCAAUGUUGAUGAUGAAUAUAGAGAAUUAACUAUUCAAUUUGGUUAUUUAGCUUUAUUUGGUCCUGUUUGGUCAUUAUCUCCAAUUGUUUCAUUAAUUAGUAACUGGGUUGAAUUCAGAGGUGAUGCUUAUAAAUUAUUUAAUGAAGCUGCAAGACCAAUCCCUCAUAAAGCUGAUUCAAUUGAUCCAUGGAACAAGAAUUUAAGAGGUUUAACUUGGUUUGCCACUUUAGUUGCACCAGCUGUUACUGCAUUAUUUAGACAAUCUGAUUUAUAUGAUGUUGAUUCAUUUUCUCAUUUGAAAUCACCAGUUAGAUUACAACCAUGGACUUUAUUAGCUAUUGUUCUUUUCUCUGAACAUUUAUUAGUUGCUUUGAAUUUCAUUGUUGAAAGUGUUUAUGGUAAAAUUACUUCUGAAAAGGAAGCUCAAUAUGAAUCUAACUUAUACAAGACACGUCGUCAAUACAUUGAAGGUUAUUUACAACAAACUGGUGGUGCUUCAAAUGGUGUUUCCAAAAGAUCUGUUCCAAUUGAUCCAACUGAAACUUAUUGGGAAAAUUUCUCAGAUGAAGAAGUUGUUAAACAUGCAGGUAUUAUUCCAAAACAAGUUUUAGAUGCUAUUGCAUUCAAGAGAGAAAAAGAAGAAGCUGAAAAACAAGAAGCUAAAGUUCUUGCUGAAAAGAAGAAGGCUGAAGCUCAACAAUCUAAACAAUUUGAACAAGAAAAGGUUCAAAAUGAAAAAUUAGCUUCACAUUCUGCUUAUCAAUCUUAUCCGGAAGAUUCUGCUUCUAAUUUACAAUCUCGUUCAAAUAGAUCUGCUCAAGUUCCUUCUCAAGUUCCUGCUCAAGAACCUGUUGAUUCCACUACUGCUUCUAAAGGUGUCCCUGCAACUUCUGUUCCUUAUGCUUCAAACACUCAACCAUCAACUCAAGGUAAUGGUCAUGGUGUUGGUGUUGCCGCUGCUACUGCUGCCGCUGUUGGUGGUGGUUCCGCUUUAGCUGCUGGUCAAGGUGGUCAACAAGCCGGUCAAGAAGGUCUUUCUAAAGGUUUUGAUGCUUAUACUUCUCAUCCAUCCCAAACUGGUGCUCCAACUGGCUCUCAAGCUGGUCCUCAAACUGGUGCUACUGGUGGUAAUGUUCCUCAAAUUAAUGUUAAUGAUGCUUCUACUGGUUCAGGUUCAGGUUCAGCCCCUCAAACUUCUCAAGGUUAUCCUGCUGAAUAUGGUACUGCUGGUACUAGUAAAAUCCCAUCUGAUGUUUCUUCCACUCAAAGAUCUCUUGAUCCAGCUGCCAAUAAAGGUUCUUCAUCUUCAGGUUCAAAUGCUGGUACCGCUGCAGGUAUUGGUGCAGGUGCUGGUUUAGCCGGUGCUGGUGCUGCUACUGGUUCAGGUUCAGGUUCUUCUUCAUCAAAGAGAGCUUCUGGUGUUCCAGCAGGUGCUACUUCAACUUCUGGUAAAUCUGCUGUUUCUAAUGAUGCUGUUUCUGAAAACUCUGCUACUUCUGCUCCAUCUACAAAAUCUAGUAAUAGAAAGAGUGGUUUCUUUUCUAAAUUCACCAAGAAGGAUGCUUCUUCAAUUGCAAAAGCUGCUAAAGAAGAUGGUUCAAAACAUUUAGCUGAAGGUAAAAACAUUGCUGGUGACUUGAAAAAAGGUGAUUUAUCAAGUACAAAGAAAUUAGCUAAUGAUGUUAAAAGUAAUCCUGAUGAAUAUAUUGGUAACACUAAAAAGGCUCUCAACUCUUCUGAUUAUAAAUCUGGCUCAGGUGCUGCUUCAGGUUCAGACGCAGGUACUGGUGCUGGUGCUUCAUCAUCAGGUGCUAAUGCUCAAGGUCCAGAAUCUUCAUCUUCAGGAUAUGGUAAAGCUGCUGGUGUUGGUGCAGGUGCUGGUUUAGCCGGUGCAGGUAUCGCAGCUUCAAGUGGUCAUGGUUCUGAAAAAUCUUCUUCUGCUCCACAACCAAAUAUUGGUUCUCGUCAAGCUGCUGCUGAAACUCCAUCUGGUCCUAAAGGUGAUGAUGUUUAUGCUUCUCAACCAACUUCAAGCAGGGUUGAUCCUCAAGGUGAUAAUGUCAAUCCUUACAAUGCUGUUCCAAAAGAUACUCAACAAUCCUCUUCUGCUAAUCCAUCUACUACAUCUGGAUCACAAUCUCAUGGUAAAGAAGCUGCUGGCUUAGGCGCUGCUGGUGUUGGUGCUUCUGCCGCUUCAGGUUCAGGUUCAGGUUCAAAAUCUACCGCUACUGAAGCUCCAAAAGAAGAAAAGAAAGGUGGUUUCUUAUCCAAGUUUACAAAGAAAGAUGCUUCUUCUAUUGGUAAAGCUGCUAAAGAAGAUGGUACCAAACAUUUUGCUGAAGGUAAAAACAUUGCUGGUGAUUUGAAGAAAGGUGAUUACUCAAGUGCCCAAAAAUUCGCUGGUGAUGUCAAGAGUAACCCAGAUGAAUAUAUUGGUAACACUAAGAAUGCUUUCAACUCCUCUGACUACAAAUCUUCUGGCAAAGGUGCUUCAGCUGCUGGUGCCGGUACUGGUGCUGCUACAGGCGCUGGUGUUGGUACUGCUGGUGCUUCUGGUAAAUCUUCAGGCUCUGAUCCAACUGGUUCCUCAACUUCAGGUCAAUAUGGUUCAAGUACUACUCGUGAUUCUGAUGCUCUUGAAAAUGCAAGAGGUCCUGGUGAUGCCUCAGCUGCUACUCAAAAUGCUCAUGGUCCAAGCUCUUCUUCUUCUGGUCACGGUAAAUCUGCUGCUAUUGGUGCUGGUGCUGGUGCCGGUGCAGCUGGUCUUGGUGCUUCUGCUGCUUCUGGUUCAGAAUCUGGUUCAACUGCUACUGAAGCCCCAGAAGACACAAAGAAAGGUGGUUUCUUAUCUAAGUUCUCAAAGAAUGACGCUUCUUCUCUUGGUAAUGCUGUUAAAGAUGAUGGUACCAAACAUUUUGCUGAAGGUAAAAACAUCGCUGGUGAUUUGAAGAAAGGUGAUUACUCAAGUGCCCAAAAAUUCGCUGGUGAUGUCAAGAAAAACCCAGAUGAAUAUAUUGGUAACACUAAGAAUGCUUUCAACUCUUCUGACUACAAAUCUUCUGGUAAAGGUGCUUCAUCUGCUGGUGCUGGUACUGGUGCUGCCACAGGCGCUGGUGUUGGUGCUGCUGGUGCUUCAGGUACAUCUUCAAGAUCUGCUCCAACCGACUCUUCUGCAACUGGUUCAUCUACUUCAGGUCCAUAUGGCUCAAGUGCCACACGUGAUUCUGAUGCUCUUGAAAAUGCAAGAGGUCCAGGUGAUGCUCCUUUAGCUGCUCAAAAUGCUCAAGGUCCAGAUUCUUUUUCUUCAGGUUACGGUAAAGCUGCUGGUAUUGGUGCUGGAGCUGCUGCUGCAGGUGCUGGUAUCGCUGGUCUAGCUGGUCGUGGUUCAAAUGGUGCUGAUACUACUAAUGCUUCUCAACCAACCACUGCCGGUUCUGCUACAGGUCAACCAUCAACCUCAGGUACUACUGCUCCAUCCUCUUCUGCUGGUUAUCAAGGUGAUGAUGUCUCAGGCUUAUCAUCAAAAACCAGAGAUGUUCCUCAAUCUGACUCUGCAUAUGGCUCAACUUCUUCUACUACUGAAGCUCCAAAAGAAGAAAAGAAAGGUGGUUUGUUCUCUUUCUUUAACAAAAAGGAUGCUACUUCAAUUGCCCAAGCUGCCAAAGAAGAUGGUACAAAAUUAGCUUCCGAAGGUAAAAAUGUUUUUGAAGAUGUUAAGAAAGGUGAUUAUUCAAGUGCUAAAAAAUUAGCUAGUGAUAUCAAAGACUCUCCUGAUCAAUACAUUGGUAACACCAAACAAGCCUUCCAACAAUCUGGUCAAGGUGAACAUGGUGCUGCUACUGGUGCUACAACUGGUUCAACUGGUGCCCCUGCUCAAGACUACACUCAUGGUGCUAGUCAAGUUCCUUCUGAUUCAACUUCUUCAGGCCAUGGUAUUUCUGGUAAACAAGCUGCAACUGGUGCUGGUGUUGCCGGUGCUGGUGCUGCUGGUGCUGCAUAUGCUACCCGUGAUCAUGAUUCAACCUCAGCUCAUCCACAGUCUUCAUCUUCUGCUACUCAACCACCAGUUUCUGGAUAUGAUUCUACAUCUAAAUCUACAGGCCCAUCAGGUUCAGGUGUUCCAACAAGUCCAGGUGCUGCAGGUGCUACUUUACCACCAAAUUAUGGUACCUCUGGUUCUCAAAAUAAAUCAACUGCUGGUACUUCAUCAUCCAACUCUGCUUAUGGUUCAUCAUCCACUGGUUACACUGGUACAAACUCUGAUGUUUUCGCCAACCAACCAGAUCAAGCUUUAAGAAACUCUGACGCUAAAGGUUAUACUUCAUCUCAAGCUGCUCAACAAGGUUCAAGUGGUAAGAGUCAUGGUCAUUCAGGAGCUGCUACUGGCGCUGCCACCGGAGCUGGUAUUGGCGCAGGAGCUGCUUAUGCUGGAAAAUCUAGUUCAGGUUCAAGUUCAUCAAAACCUGAUUAUUCUGCUUCAGGUGUACACGCUGAUAAUUCUACUGGUUCAAGAUUUACUGAUCAAGGUUCUGCUUCUAACCCACCAUCUUCCCAAUAUGUUUCUCAAGGUUCUGCUUCAAAUCCACCAUCAUCUCAAUAUGUUUCUCACGGUUCUGCUUCUAAUGCUGGUAAAUCAAGCACUUCUAGUGGUAAUGCACCAUCAGAUUUAGCUGGUUCAAAUAGAAAUCCAUUUGUUACUGGUGAAGCUACUUCUCAAUCAAAUAAACCAACAGCUGAUGAUGGUGCACCAACUUUAGAUCCUAAAUCUGCUGGUCAUGUUAAAUCUACAGAUGCUUCUUUUAAACCUUCAAAAGUUCCAGCAACUGAAGAAUCACAUCCAACCUCAUUAGGAGGUGCUGAAAAGGAACAUGCUAACCAAGGUGGAUUUGGUCUUGGUGGUAUUGCAGGUGCUGUCGCAGGCGCUGCAGGUGCUGCUGGUUUAUCUAAUAAAUUUGGUGGCCAUGGUGGUGAAACUAAAGAAGGUUCAAUUCCAAGUGGUGGUCAAAAUGUUAGCUCAAAUUUAGCAUCCGAUGGUGAAAGAGCUACCCAAGGUGGUGGUUAUAAUGCUUAUUUAGAGAAAGCUAAAGGAUAUGGUGAAAAGUAUGGUUCUCAAUUUAAUGAUUAUGUUCAACAAGGUGCUCAUAAAGUUGAUGAAUAUGCUAAGAAUAGUGAUAAUGAAUAUAUUACUAAAGGUAAUGUUUAUGUUCAAAAGGCUGCUGAAAAAUCUGAUGAAUAUGCUAAGCAACAAGCUGAAAGAGAAACUAAAGAAGGUAUUUCAGGUGGCUCUAAAGAUGCUACUGAUCCAACAGGUUCAGCUGGCGCUGCUGCUACUAAACCAAGUUCAGGUGGUGCUACAACAGGUGCUGCCACAGGUGCUACUGCUGGUGCCACAGCUGGUGGAUUAAGUGCAAGUAAUGCAGGACCAAAUGCUGAUAAAAAAUCAUCAACAUCAGGAGCAUCCCAAAAAUCAUCCAAAUCAGCCUAUAACCAAUUUAGUAAAGAACAUACAAAAUCACAAGAAAAGAAUGAAAUUGAACCAUCAUCAGGUUCAUUACCACAACAUUUCCAAUAUGAAAAUAAGAAUCCAUACACUGGUCAAACCGGUCCAGUUCCUGGUACUGAAGACAAAGUUUUAGAUACUGAUGGAAAUCCAACUACUAGUGAUAAUGCAGUUAGAUCUAAACCAGCCAAACAAUAUGGUGAUGAAUUAGCCCCACCUAAAACCACAAAUGAUGUUGAAUCUGCCUCAAGUCAAUCAUCACCAAGAAAGAAGAAAAGUUUCUUAUCAUCAUUAAAGAAUAAAGUUAAAGGUAGUCCAAGUCCAAAUAGUUCAACACAAACUUCACCAAAGAAGACUACAGCUUGA
Messenger RNA from Hansenula ciferrii, 7344 nucleotides. It is a transcript of the gene IST2, whose product is annotated as Ist2p. Lineage: Eukaryota; Fungi; Ascomycota; Saccharomycetes; Phaffomycetales; Wickerhamomycetaceae. The transcript has a single exon. The record is from RefSeq and is a predicted model, not a curated record. Gene Ontology annotation, cellular component: cortical endoplasmic reticulum. Gene Ontology annotation, biological process: chloride transmembrane transport. The coding region runs from base 1 to 7344 and encodes 2447 amino acids. Gene Ontology annotation, molecular function: chloride channel activity.